Molecule: messenger RNA, 6762 nt
Organism: Zea mays
Lineage: Eukaryota; Viridiplantae; Streptophyta; Magnoliopsida; Poales; Poaceae
Product: protein WEAK CHLOROPLAST MOVEMENT UNDER BLUE LIGHT 1
Exons: 3
Coding region: 3691-6549 (952 amino acids)
Biological process (GO): chloroplast avoidance movement; chloroplast accumulation movement
Cellular component (GO): cytosol
Source: RefSeq, a predicted model, not a curated record
AUUGAAUGUAGCACAUUUUUAGUGGAUGUAGCACAUUUAAAGAGGUAUAUUGAUAUUUCGGGUAUCCACUGGAUACCCAUGGGUAAAGUAUUUUACCCAUACCCGACCUGAUGUAUUUCGGGUAUCCGACCCGAUAGGACCCACGGGUGAGUUUUUGUACCCGUAUCCAUAUCCGGUGGGUACGAAACCCGCGGGUAUCCAUACCCACGGGUCAAACAGCCAUCCCUAGUUAAACUUUAUAUUCUGUGCUCCUCGCCGGCAACCAAGAAACAAACAGAAACAGCGGUUACGUUUCAAUUCCCGCCUAGGGAUAAGACCACGCUUCUCUCCGUCUCCAUGGCAUGGCCAUCCACCGCAGCAAUCUCUCUAGACGCUUCAAGAUCUCAAGGAUCUGGCAUCAAUCGGAGCAAUAUCGCGCCAAAUCCUUCGCCUCCUCAUCUCCAACGAGCGAGACUACACCCCUCAAGGUCCUAACCGGGCUCCUGCGCGACGCCUAUUCGCUGAAAUGCCUCAGGGAGUUGCACGCGCAUCUCGCCGUCGCGGGUGCGAUCCAGGACACAUUCGUCGUCACAGGUCUUGUCGAAAGGUAUGUUUAUUUUGGGAAGGCCGCGUCUGCGGCGUUGCUAUUUGCCGAAACCUACCGCAGCCGCCCCGCUGUGUACUCACUGAAUCUCGCGGUCCGGUGCUUCUCGGACCAUGGCUUCCACCGGGAGCUUCUUCAUCUUUACCGGGAGCUAUGUUGCUUUGGCUCGGACAACUUCACCUUCCCUCCGGUCAUCAGGGCGUGCACAGCUGUCUCUUGCCUUCGGCUGGGGAGGGAGAUGCACUGCAGGGUUCUUCGUACAGGUCAUGGUGGCAAUGUUGGCGUGCAGACUGCGCUCCUUGACCUGUAUGCUAAGGCUGGCCAGAUUGAUGUGUCAAGGAGAGUCUUUGACUGCAUGGUGCUGAGGGACUUGAUUUCUUGGAAUGCUAUGGUCUCAGGGUACUCACUCAAUGAAUGCUUCCGAGAAGCUGUUGAGAUGUUGCAGGAGAUGCAGCAGGGUGGCAUGAGGCCGAAUGCAAGCACUUUUGUUGGCAUAGUUGGCAUGUGCGGAAGUGUCGGAGACAGGGAUGUUGGUGAUUCGCUGCAUGCAUUUGCACUGAAAGGUGGAGUGAUUAAUGACGAAUCUCUUACAUCCGCAUUAAUCACAAUGUAUGCUGCAUUUGAUGAUCUUUCCUCAUCUCGAAUGGUAUUCGAUCUGCAUCCUGUGAAAGAUUUGGUAUCUUUCAAUUCCAUGAUAUCAGCAUACAUGCAGCACCACAUUUGGAAGGAAGCUUUUGAGAUCUUUCGAUUGAUGCAUUGUGUAGCUGUACGGCCUAACCUGGUCACAGUGGUGUCUGUCCUUCCUUCUUGCAGUGAUUUCUUUGGUAUAAACCAUGGGGAGUCUGUGCACGGCAUGAUUAUCAAACUUGGCCUUGCAGAGCACGUUUCUGUUGCUAGCGCUCUUGUGUCCAUGUAUUCGAAGCUUGGGAAAUUGGACUCAUCGUUGCUCCUUUUCUGCUGUUGUACUGAGAAAAACAAUAUCUUGUGGAACUCUAUGAUUUCUGGAUACCUUGUGAAUAAUGAGUGGAACAUGGCUCUUGAUGCGUUCUGCAAAAUGCAAAUUGCAGGUGUUGCUCCAGAUGCUACAACUAUCAUGAAUGUAAUAUCUGGAUGUAGAUACACAAAAGAUUUACACAUGGCAAAGUCAAUACAUGCAUAUGCUGUUAGAAAUAAAUUUGAAUCAUAUCAUAGCGUUAUGAAUGCACUCCUAGCCAUGUACGCAGACUGCAGAGAUAUAUCAACAUCCCAUACAUUAUUCCAGAAAAUGGAAGUGCGGAUGUUGAUAUCUUGGAACACUAUGAUAUCUGGUUUUGCUGAAAUUGGAGAUUCAGAUACUUGUCUAAUAUUAUUCUGCCAGAUGUUCCACGAAGAAGUGCAAUUUGAUCUAGUUACUCUGAUUGGUCUUAUCAGUAGCUUUUCAGUACCCGGGGAUGCCAUAGUUGGAGAAUCAGUUCAUUCUUUAGCAAUCAAAAGUGGAUGUAAUUCAGAUGUUUCUCUUACUAAUGCCCUCAUUACCAUGUACGCCAACUGUGGUAUUGUUGAAGCAGGUCAGCAACUUUUUGACAGUUGCUGUUCUAGGAAUACAAUUACUUACAAUGCUUUGAUGAGUGGAUAUCGCAAAAACAACAUAUCUGCGAAGAUAUUGCCAUUGUUUUACCAAAUGGUCGAGAAUGACGAGAAACCGAACCUUGUAACCUUACUGAAUUUAUUGCCUGUUUGUCAGAGCCAGUUGCAGGGGAAGUGUAUACACAGCUAUGCAGUACGUAAUUUCACCAGGUUGGAAACACCCCUCUUCACAUCAGCCAUGGGUAUGUAUAGUAGGUUCAAUAAUAUAGAAUACUGCAGCAAAAUUUUCAGUUUGAUCGGUGCAAGAAACCUUAUAGUAUGGAAUGCCUUCUUAUCUGCAUGUGUUCAAUGCAAGCAAGCUGAUAUGGUAGUUGAUUGCUUUAAGCAUAUGCUCUUCCUUAAUGUCAGACCUGAUGCAGUAACUAUGCUGGCACUCAUCUCAGCAUGUUCACAACUUGGAAAUGCAUAUUUUGCUGCAUGUAUUAUGGCUGUCAUACUUCAGAAGGGCUUUAGCACGAAUAUUUUGGUUCUUAAUGCUCUUAUUGACACACAUUCGAGGUGCGGAAGCAUAUCACUUGCAAGGGAGCUCUUUGAUAGCUCAGUGGAGAAAGAUUCAGUCACUUGGGGUGCAAUGAUCAACGCAUACAGUAUGCAUGGGAAUGGUGAGGCUGCCCUUGAUCUUUUCUCAAUGAUGAUAGAUUCAGGAGUGGAUCCAGAUGAUAUAACUUUUGUUAGUAUAUUAUCGGCCUGCGCUCAUAAUGGACUCGUAGAGCAAGGAAGAACAUUGUUCAAAUCGCUACAGGCAGACUAUGGCAUUACACCGCGAAUGGAGCAUUAUGCAUGUAUGGUGGAUCUAUUGGGCCGAACUGGCCACUUGGAUGAAGCAUAUGAUGUUGUUAGGUCAAUGCCAUUCAGGCCAUCAGAUAACUUGCUUGAAUCAUUGCUUGGAGCAUGCAGAUUCCAUGGUAAUUAUAAAAUUGGCGAGUCUAUAGGAAAAUUACUCAUCAAAUCUGAGUAUGGCAAGUCAAGGUCUUAUGUUAUGCUCUCGAACAUAUAUGCUUCAGCUGGCAAAUGGAGUGAUUGCGAGCAGCUAAGAUUAGACAUGGAAGCAAAAGGAUUGCGGAAAAAUGUGGGGGUUAGCUCUAUUGGGAUGACAUAGCCCUGAUGCAACAAUGUUAUAGAGUUUUUCAGAAGUUUUUUCCCCCACACAUUACAGUUUCGGGAAAUGCCUUCAGAGUAAUUUGAACUUCAAAAGUAAUGCUUCUAUCUAGUUGACCUUUCUUACAGGGAGUCACUAGGGCAUUUUUUGUGCACAGGAAAACAUUCCAUUACUGUUCAACCCCAUAAUAUGUUGGAGUCGUUAACUGCACUAAAGUGAACUAUUUCUAUCUAUGCGCAACAAGGAGUGUUGCAUCUAAUAUCUACUACAAUUUCCAAGGAAGAGGCAGUUGAAUGUUUCUAGCAGACACCUGCAAUUCUGAAAUGUCAUUACUGUCUAGUUGUCAGUUAGUAUCAAAUUUGUUGAGCUGUGGCUUGAGAAGAUGCCAGACAAGAAGAUCGAAGGGGCUGAUUCAUCUCACAUUGUCUCUUCAACAAAAUCUUUGGAAAGUUCAGUAGGGCCUAAUCUAAUUGAAAGUACUGAUGGAGAUUAUUGUAAUAACCUUCACAAGACAGCAGUUGCCAAUUUUGUGGCAUCAAUGCUGCAAGAACAUCCUAUGAGCCUUAUAUUGGCUGAGAACAAAAGCAAUUUGCAAGAAAUUUCAGUUGAACAGAAGAUUCCUAUCUUUGUUUCUAUCAACCUUUCACCAAAAGUGGAUGGCAGUGAAUUGCCAUGCCCCAUUGAAGUUCAUGAUGGUAUUACAUCUUCCUCUAGCAAAACUAACGAACCAAUGGAAGCCCAAGAUUAUUCGAACACAAUGAAAUCAAACACAGCUAGUUGCAUGUUCGAGGCAUCAAAGCGGCAAGAAUGCCCUAUAAGCCUCAUAUUGGCAGACAAGAAAGGCAGUUUGCAAGAAGUUUCAGUUGAACAAAAUGUUCCUUGUGGUGAUUAUGUUGCCCUUUCACAAAAAGCAGACGGUAGUGAAUUGACAUCAACCCGUGAAGCUCCUGAAGGCUUUCUAACUUCCUCUAGCAAAGUUUAUGUAUUAAAGGAAGCCCAAGAUGGUUCUAUCACAACGGAAGCUUCUAAAGUAAAUGUUUGUGCAGCUUCACACUCCAUGCUUAGGUUAAUUGAAGGAGUCCAGGAUGAGGCUUCUUGUAUUGAUUCUGAUAAGGUUACUUGUGAAACACCACCUGCCAUCCUGAAAAAGUUGAAAGAAGAUAAGCCACUGGUCGUCCAUAGAUUUCAUAAGCACCAAAUGAGCCUAGGAGACACACAUCAAAAGGUGCCUGCACCUGUGAGCAGAUCAAACACCAGCAAAUACUUAAGAAUGGAUAAAAACAUUGUUGAUACUACGACUCCCAUUGAAUCAGUAAAGGCUGUUGCAUCAAAAUUUGGUGGCAGCAUGAACUGGAAAACUCGCAAGACACAGACAGCACAGGUGAGUGACCGUAUCGUACUUGAGCUUGAUAAGCUGAAGAACGAAAUUUCAGAAUGUAAACAUCAAGCAGAAGCUGCAGAGGCUGCAAAGUUAUCAGUAUUAAAAGAGCUGGAGAGAACAAAGAAGCUUAUCGACGAAAUGAAACACGUCCUGGAGAGGGAACAAGCUGAGGAGGUGGAUGCCAAGGAUGACUUGGAGUUAUUUCAAAUUAUAUUACAAGCGAUGGAGGGAGUUGACUGUAAUGAUAGUGUUGUGGUUAGAGAGAAGCUGAAUAAUAUUCAAGAACGACACAAAGCAUUGGAUGCCAAAGUGAUUUCAGUGAAAUAUGUGUUGGGAAAAGUGCAGGAGGAUUAUGAUUCUUUGUUGAUCGGAACUGAUAUUUCCAUUAACAAAGCUCAGGCAGCCUUCACAAUGUCCAAAGGUGCAGAGAAAGAAGUAGAGGAGCUCACCAUAGAGCUCCAAAGACUAAAGGAAGUGUUUGAUUUGGCUAACGCCAAAUUCCAGGACGUGGAAGAACGCAAGAACACGUUGAUGGCACGUGAUGAGGAUCGUCUUGCAUGGGAAGAGGAUCUCAGGCAAUCAGACAAAGAGCUGAAUCAGAUCAGCAUGGACCUUUGUUCUUUUCAAGAAUUGCAAUCAAAGCAUGAUACGUCAGCCACCAUGUUGCUCAAUCUGAAGAAUGAGGUAGCCAAUUAUUUGGAGGCAAAGCGAAUCGAGGAAGCACGAGAACAAGAAAGUGGAACUCAUAAACCCGUGCAAGAAGUCAUCAUUAUGUUAAAGAGCGAGCUCGUGGAGCAGAGGAAGAGCAUAGCGAGGGUGACGGAUGAAUUAUGUGUUCUGAAAGCCACAGCUGAAUUGCUAAAAUCGCAAUUGAAGAAAGAGAAAGCAGCACUUGCUGCCGCUCAGCAGAUGGAAGUGAUGGCAUCCAUGUCCACUCAGUCUCUCAAGAUGGACAUCAAACUGUCACAGCAGGAACUUGAAGCACUUCAUGCCAAGGCAAAGGAGUGCCGAGAUAGAUCGGGCAAGGCUCUGCAAGAUGCGUCCCAUGAAGCUGACGAGGCGAAGGUUAUUGCUACCAAGGCUCAGGGGGAGCUAAAAAAGACAGAGGAAGAAGUGGCGCAAGCGAAGGCUGCUCUGAGCACUGUGGAAUCCAAGCUCGAAGCAGUUCUGAGGGACAUACAGGCAGCGAAAGCGUCCGAGAGGCUGGCGCUCGAUACUCUGACGACGACGACACUGGAGGAGCACAGCAAGGUCGGCGCUCGAUACUCUGAGACGGUCACGCUUGACCUGGAUGAGUACACGUCUCUGGUUCAGAGGUCACGUCAGGCAGAAGAGGCUGCGCACGAGAAGACAACAGCUGCUUCCACCGCAGAGGUUGAGGCGGCAAAGGAGUCCGCGGCGCGCACCAUAUCCAGACUGAACGAGAUCUUGCAGGCCUUGGAAGAGCAGAAGCAGGCACUGGCAGCCGCCACCGAGCGGGCGGGCAGGGCGAGCGAAGGCAAGCUGGCCAUGGAGCAGGAGCUGAGGCAACGGAGAGAGGAGGAGAACGGGAAGCGCCGCCGCAUGGCCAGUGAAGCUCCAAAGCCUGUAACCGGGCCUCGGAGCGCUGCAGAGAUCGCGGGUAGAGUCGACAUGACGUUGACGUGCACGGGCAAAGGAGAUAGUAGCUGUCCCGCCGCGUCGGUCCAUCCGGUGUCGGACGCGUCCGGGACCGGGACCGGGAGGAGCAGCCCCAGCGAUGCGGCCCUGCCAGUGCCAGUGCCAGCGAAGACGAAGAAGGCAAAGAAGCUGCCGUUCUUCACUCGCGUCGUCAUGUUCCUGGGGGGCAGGAGGAGGAGGAGGCUCAGAGCUGCCAGGUGAUUUUCCGUUUCCUUGUGUUCCUUAUCUGUGUGCCCGUGUCGCGUGUGGUGUUUGUCAGUGCUGGGAGCGUGUAAACUUCACUGGUUUUUACUCGAUUGCACGUUGUUCGUGCUGGAUGUGUUCGAAGAUUGUGUGAGAUUGCAUGGGGUGUUCGGUUUGCUGGACAAGACAAGAUGGUUCUGUAACACGGUUGGCUUGGGUUUUUUUUUCUCA